Molecule: messenger RNA, 486 nt
Organism: Linum trigynum
Lineage: Eukaryota; Viridiplantae; Streptophyta; Magnoliopsida; Malpighiales; Linaceae
Source: the annotation of a GenBank genome assembly
AUGCAUAUUACUCACAGUCCCCGGCUGCAUUCGCUCUCAAAUCACACUCCCUUCCCUCUCUGUUCAUUGAAGUCACCUCACGGUACCAUUUCCUUCUCCCCCCGAAUUGCAAAAUUCCUUGUGCCCAGAGUCAACUCCAAAUCCGGGUUCUUCAAAAGAAUAUCCAGAUCAGAAUCUGUUCCGGGAAGAAGAGAGAGCAGUGGGUUAGUGGAAUUACAGUGUUGUGGGGCACCUAACGGCGGGGAAGAAGUCGGAGAUGAUGCAAUUUACAUUAGGAGGUGUGUGGAGAUAGCUAGGAAGGCAAUUGGGUGCACGACCCCUAAUCCGAUGGUGGGUUGUCUGAUCGUCAAGGAUGGCCAAAUCGUUGGAGAAGGGUUCCACCCUAAAGCUGGUCAGCCACACGCUGAGGUAUUUGCUCUAAGAGAUGCUGGGGGAUUGGCUGAGAAUGGGACGGCUUAUGUGAGUUUGGAGCCCUGUAAAGUGUAA